Molecule: messenger RNA, 2028 nt
Organism: Cornus florida
Lineage: Eukaryota; Viridiplantae; Streptophyta; Magnoliopsida; Cornales; Cornaceae
Product: protein FAR1-RELATED SEQUENCE 5-like
Exons: 7
Coding region: 1-2028 (675 amino acids)
Source: RefSeq, a predicted model, not a curated record
AUGGAAGAAAAUUCGUAUGUGCAAGAUGCUAAAAUGCCUUAUGACCAUGAGAUUAGUAGUAAUGAUAAAGGAACUGAGCAAGAGUUGGAUGAAGUGGAAACAUCCAAGGCUGGGAUGAUUUUUCAGUCUGAAGAAGAAGUACAUAGUUAUUAUAACAACUAUGCUAAAUGCCAAGGUUUUGGUAUAGCAAAAAGUAGCGUAAAGAACAGAAGUGAUAGUAAAUCAAGAUACUUUUCACUUGCAUGCUCUCGGAAUGGUAAGUUAAUAUCAACUGCAAAAAACUCUUUUAACCCAAGGCCUUCAACUAAGGCAAAUUGUAAGGCAAAAAUCAAUGUAACAGUUAAAGAGAAUGGGAAUUUCAUUAUUACUCAUGUUUAUCUUGAUCACAAUCAUGCAUUAAGUCUAACUAAGGCACGACACUUCCGAUGUAACAAGGCACUAGAUUCUGAUGUUAAGAGAAGAUUGGAAUUAAAUGACUUAGCAGGAAUAAAGUUGAAUAAAAAAUUUCAUGCACUUGUUGUUGAAGCUGGUAACUAUGAAAAUUUAUCGUUCAGUGAGAGAGAUUGUAGAAAUUAUAUAGCAAAAGCAAGACAAUUGAGACUUGGGAUUGGAGAUGCUGAAGCCCUUCGCAAGUAUUUUUAUUGCAUGCAAAAUCAGAAUUCAAAUUUCUAUUACAUGACUGAUAUAGAUGAUGAAGGGCGUUUAAGGAAUGUAUUUUGGGCGGAUGCAAGAUGUAGGGCUGUUUAUCAGUCAUUUGGAGAUGUUAUCGCAUUUAAUAGUACAUACCUUACAAAUAGGUAUAACAUGCAGUUUGCUCCAUUUGUCGGGGUGAACCAUCAUGGGCAGUCUGUGUUACUUGGUUGUGGUUUAUUAUCGAAUGAGGAUACCGAUACUUAUACUUGGUUAUUUGAGACAUGGUUGGCAUAUCGUCAUCGUUGGGUUCCAGUGUUUUUGAAAUGCACUUUUUGGGCUAGAAUGUCAACUACCCAACGAAGUGAAAGCAUGAAUGCUUUUUUUGAUGAGUAUGUUCACUCAAAAACCACCUUGAAGCAAUUUGUUAAGCAAUAUGACAAUGCCUUAAAAAGUAAGAUUGAGAAAGAAAGUAUAGCAGAUUUUGUGACAUUCAGUACUACCAUUCCAACAAUAACUCGUUUUGCUAUUGAAAGGCAUGUAGUCUCUGUGAUGAUCAAAGACAAGGUGAAUGAGGUUCCAUCUCAUUAUAUUCUUAAACGUUGGCAAAAUGAUAUUAAGUGCGGGUACACUUUUGUCAAAAAUACUUAUGAUGAUUUUAGCAAUAAUGAACAGAGGCACCGCAAUAAUAAGUUGAUUCCACAGUUUCAUGAACUUAAAGAACUUGGGACAGAAUCCGAUGAUAAAUGUGAGCUUUUAAUUACAUUAUUGAAUGAGACAAAGGAGAAGUUCAUUGCAACGGACUCAAAUUGUGAUAGUAAACAAAUUAAUCAACAUCUUCUAGGUGCUAACAACAAGUUACUUACUCCUUUGAAAGCGCGAACCAAAGGUUGUCCCCUUUCAAAAAGGAAAGAAUCAUUAGUUGAGAAAAUAGCAAGUAAAGGAAAGAAGGUUCAAAAUAUUCCACUUAUAAUGAAUGAUGGAGUUGUACACAUUAGUGGUCCAAUUGGAUUAAAUAUUGUUGACAGAGUUGCAAUACAAGAAAAUCGUGUGAAUACUUCAACUCAUCUUUGGAAUGCCAUGCAUGCUGGAAUGACUGCAAAUAAGACUCUAGAGGUGUACCCGCCAUAUUAUAUACCCAUGAGCAAUCCAUCUUGGCAAAAUCUUGCAUUCUACCAUCUUCAACAGAGGAUUUGGAUCGGGAAUCUUAGAAAGAGAGGAGCAAUGGUGGUUGUGGAGAAGAAAGGUGGUGACAGUGGCGGAGGAGAGAUUGCCGGUUCAAUCUUCGGCAACUCCAGAUCUGGACCCUUCUUAUCAGGAUGGUUGUGGGGAAGUUCACUCACACAGACGAACCAACUUCAGAACAAACCCACUUCUUGCUUCUUUCCCGGUGAGUGA